AUUUUACCAACUACAUAAAGAGUUUAUCCCCGUCAGCUCUCGAUAUGGAGCUACGGAUGCUGGAAAUCAUAGAUGAAGAAGAUAUUGAAGAGAUCAUCAAAAGACCGGAGUUUAUAUCGAUUGGGCAACUUCUGGAUUACUUCAUCAACGAGAUCUCUUGCAAAAACGACUUUGAGUUUAUGCAGGCGGUUGUGAAAUUAUUUCUCAAGAUACACGGUGAGACCAUAAGGUGCCACCCAAGUUUACAAGAAAAGGCAAAGGCGCUUUUAGAAACUCAGAGUUUGGUGUGGCAGAAAAUGGAUAAGCUUUUCCAGAGCACAAGAUGCAUAGUUACCUUCCUUAUCAAUUCACAGUUUUGAAGAUGCUCAUUAACAAACAUAUUGCUGUUUUUUUAUGUGGCGCUGUUUUUCACAAAAUAGCAGUUUUGAAGAAGCUUAUAAUAUAUUUAUUACCC
Molecule: messenger RNA, 454 nt
Organism: Camelina sativa (false flax)
Lineage: Eukaryota; Viridiplantae; Streptophyta; Magnoliopsida; Brassicales; Brassicaceae
Source: RefSeq, a predicted model, not a curated record